Molecule: messenger RNA, 2391 nt
Organism: Cylicocyclus nassatus
Lineage: Eukaryota; Metazoa; Nematoda; Chromadorea; Rhabditida; Strongylidae
Source: the annotation of a GenBank genome assembly
AUGAAACGAAGGCGAUAUCAAUUCGUCGUUCUUUCGCUACAGCUAGCUGUCGCCAUCCGUUUUGCGCUCGCCUUAGAUGAUUCCUACCAGAGUUAUAUACAAGCUCUGGCCUAUCCUGCCAGGCUUGUAGUUCGGCCUGACUCAUCCACUGUUGCCUCUGACUCAAGGAUCAGCUUCUUUUGCCGAGCUGAUGGGAAUCCACUGCCAAACGUUGUGUGGAAAAUCAACGGAAAAUCGCUAUCAGAUUCUAGAUUUGUUGUUAAGUCACUGCCUACCGGUCUUUCCACUCUUCGAAUCGAUCCCGUUCUUUCAUCUGACAAUCAGACUACUGUAUCGUGCUCGGCUGACAAUGGGGUGGCCAAUCCUGUUGUGGCUGAUGCUGUAAUUACUGUUCUGAACAAAGACGCGCUUCCGUCUGGAUUUCCGGUCGUCGAUGCUCAUCCUACCCUCAAAUCCGUUGAACAAGGCCGAACAGCCCAUGUCACUUGUCGGGUGCGAGGAGAUCCUCGACCGAAAGUACUGUGGCUGCGUGAUCUUGUACCAAUUGAUAUUCGAGCUGAAGGACGGUAUUCAGUGUCAACAAUGGGCAAUCCAGGAGCUCUUAUGAUCCAGCAAGCCCGAGAGGAAGACCAGGGCAAGUACGAAUGCGUGGCAAGGAACGAUCUUGGCGUGGUGCACUCGAAAGCAGCCCAUCUCUACGUAAAAGUCCGUCGAGUUCCACCAUACUUCUCUUUUAAACUCGAGAAGGUCUACAGAGUUGGCGCCGGUGGAAGCGUGAAUCUCACAUGUGUUGCCGUAGGAUUUCCAAUGCCCAGAGUAUUCUGGAAAAAGAGCGAUGACGUGAUGUUGAAUGACCCAGCUACGGCUCCAAUUGGUAAAAACGUGCUCACCUUGACCAACGUUGAGCAAUCUGAGAAUUUCACCUGUGUGGCUGUUAGCAAAUUAGGAAAUAUCGAAGCAACAACGCUAGUGGAAGUCAAACCUCUUCCACCUCCACCACGACAUUUCCGGGUCUCUUCGGUUACCAGCGACACUGUAACUCUCACCUGGGAACCUCCAACCUUGGUUGAGCCCGCGGUGGAGUAUGUCAUCAAGUACCGACAGAAGUCUCACCCCCGAGCUGGAGCCUACUCCACAGGAUAUGCCGAUUCCAAUGCUUUGAAGAAUUGGAAGGUGGACAUAUCAAAAAGCAGCACGACCAUCCCCAAGCUUGAGCCUUUCCAGUUGUACGAAUUUGUGAUCGCGACUGUGGGAGACUUCGGCGAAGGACCUGGCUCGAUUCCAAAAGAGGCGCAGACAGCGGAAGCAGCUCCUGGAAGCCCUCCGACAAAAGUCCAAGCGAGAAGCCUCAGUCGUGAUUCGGUGCUUGUGAAAUGGAGUCCUAGCGAGAGACCUAAUGGUAUGAUCACUGGAUAUCGUAUCUUUUACACCAACAACGAUCGGACGGCACCCAUUGACCAGUGGGAAAUGCACGAGACAAAAUCCGACGAGUUGAUGGCAACGUUGUAUGGACUGGAGACCGAUAAACGAUAUCACGUCAAGGUUCAAGCUCGCAAUGGGAAGGGAACGAGUCCGAUGAGCAAUGUGGUGGCUGUGCUUACAAAGCAUGGAAUUCCCGGCCAACCCGUGUCGCUCACCGCUAAACCACUCGAUUCGCGAAGGAUACAGUUAUCUUGGGAGAAACCGUUGUUCUCGUUACCAGUCACAGGUUACGUCAUCUGGUAUAAUGGGACCGGCGGUGAGAAAGAGCUGACGCUAACCUCUCCGCAUGAGAAACAUACCAUAAUGGGGCUCGUACCAGAUACCACCUACACAUUUCGGAUAGCAGCGACUUCAGCCCGCGGUACUGGCGAGUUCUGCGAUCCAGUUGAGGCAAAAACUCUGCAGUCAAUUCCAACUGGCUCUCCACUGCUGCUGAACGUCACCGCAACCUCAUCGUCAUCUCUGCAUGUGAUUUGGUCGCCACCAGAAUCCGCACACAAAAUAGUACAGUACCGUAUUCAAUAUCGUGUUGUGAACACGGAAAACUUCACCGCGGCUGUCAGCUCGAGCUACGAAGACGACGCUGACGACGAUGCCAUUACUACGAAACCUCCUGUAGUCUACAAUGUGUUGGUGAAUGCAAGUGAUGUGACGUCGGCAAAUGUGACUGCACUGAAACCGUUCACGGUCUAUGAGAUUACCGUAGCUGCCGUAACAGCCUUCGGUUACGGUCCAGAUAGUGGUCCCUUGCGCAGAAGAACGCUUGAAGACGGUGAGAUUUUGAAGCAUUUGAGUAAUUUUUUGAUAUUUCAGCAGAUGAUGAGGAUGUUCUCCCUGGUAAGUGGUUGUCGUGUAGUGAUGAAAUUACAAAUUUGCUCAUAUCAUUAUACUGCCGGAUCUGUAAAGUAA